AUGGUGGUGGUCAUCUGCGCCGCCCACAGCCUCCAGGCGCCCACAGCCUCCAGGCGGUCACAGCCUCCAGGCGCCCACAGCCUCCAGGCGGUCACAGCCUCCAGGCGCCCACAGCCUCCAGGCGCCCACAGCCUCCAGACGCCCACAGCCUCCAGGCGGUCACAGCCUCCAGGCGCCCACAGCCUCCAGGCGCCCACAGCCUCCAGACGCCCACAGCCUCCAGACGUCCACAGCCUCCAGGCAUCCACAGCCUCCAGGCGUUCACAGCCUCCAGACGUCCACAGUCUCCAGGCGGCCACAGCCUCCAGGCGGCCACAGCCUCCAGACGCCUCUGAAGACACGGUGGACUUUCGUCACGCAGAAGUUGCCAGAGCUCUGUCCUCAUACUUUGUCGUGUUCUACAGUGCCACUGUAACUACUGCUCUAGUGGUUGAUAGUGCCACUGUAACUACUGCUCUAGUGGUUGAUAGUGCCACUGUAACUACUGUUCUAGUGGUUGAUAGUGACGCUGUAACUACUGCUCUAGUGGUUGACAGUGACGCUGUAACUACUGCUCUAGUGGUUGAUAGUGCAACUGUAACUACUGCUCUAGUGGUUGAUAGUGACGCUGUAACUACUGCUCUAGUGGUUGAUAGUGCCACUGUAACUACUGCUCUAGUGGUUGACAGUGCCACUGUAACUACUGCUCUAGUGGUUGAUAGUGACGCUGUAACUACUGUUCUAGUGGUUGAUAGUGACGCUGUAACUACUGCUCUAGUGGUUGACAGUGACGCUGUAACUACUGUUCUAGUGGUUGAUAGUGCCACUGUAACUACUGCUCUAGUGGUUGACAGUGCCACUGUAACUACUGCUCUAGUGGUUGAUAGUGACGCUGUAACUACUGUUCUAGUGGUUGAUAGUGACGCUGUAACUACUGCUCUAGUGGUUGAUAGUGCCACUGUAACUACUGCUCUAGUGGUUGAUAGUGCCACUGUAACUACUGCUCUAGUGGUUGACAGUGACGCUGUAACUACUGCUCUAGUGGUUGAUAGUGCCGCUGUAACUACUGCUCUAGUGGUUGAUAGUGCCACUGUAACUACUGUUCUAGUGGUUGAUAGUGACGCUGUAACUACUGCUCUAGUGGUUGACAGUGACGCUGUAACUACUGCUCUAGUGGUUGAUAGUGCCACUGUAACUACUGCUCUAGUGGUUGAUAGUGACGCUGUAACUACUGCUCUAGUGGUUGAUAGUGCCACUGUAACUACUGCUCUAGUGGUUGAUAGUGACGCUGUAACUACUGCUCUAGUGGUUGAUAGUGCCACUGUAACUACUGUUCUAGUGGUUGAUAGUGACGCUGUAACUACUGCUCUAGUGGUUGAUAGUGCCACUGUAACUACUGCUCUAGUGGUUGAUAGUGCCACUGUAACUACUGCUCUAGUGGUUGAUAGUGACGCCGUAACUACUGCUCUAGUGGUUGAUAGUGCCACUGUAACUACUGCUCUAGUGGUUGAUAGUGACGCUGUAACUACUGCUCUAGUGGUUGAUAGUGCCACUGUAACUACUGUUCUAGUGGUUGAUAGUGACGCUGUAACUACUGCUCUAGUGGUUGAUAGUGCCACUGUAACUACUGCUCUAGUGGUUGAUAGUGACGCUGUAACUACUGCUCUAGUGGUUGAUAGUGCCACUGUAACUACUGCUCUAGUGGUUGACAGUGCCACUGUAACUACUGCUCUAGUGGUUGAUAGUGCCACUGUAACUACUGCUCUAGUGGUUGAUAGUGCCACUGUAACUACUGCUCUAGUGGUUGAUAGUGACGCUGUAACUACUGCUCUAGUGGUUGAUAGUGCCACUGUAACUACUGUUCUAGUGGUUGAUAGUGACGCUGUAACUACUGCUCUAGUGGUUGAUAGUGCCGCUGUAACUACUGCUCUAGUGGUUGACAGUGACGCUGUAACUACUGCUCUAGUGGUUGAUAGUGACGCUGUAACUACUGCUCUAGUGGUUGACAGUGACGCUGUAACUACUGUUCUAGUGGUUGAUAGUGCCACUGUAACUACUGCUCUAGUGGUUGACAAUGCCGCUGUAACUACUGCUCUAGUGGUUGAUAGUGCCACUGUAACUACUGCUCUAGUGGUUGAUAGUGACGCUGUAACUACUGCUCUAGUGGUUGAUAGUGCCACUGUAACUACUGCUCUAGUGGUUGACAGUGACGCUGUAACUACUGUUCUAGUGGUUGAUAGUGCCACUGUAACUACUGCUCUAGUGGUUGACAAUGCCGCUGUAACUACUGCUCUAGUGGUUGACAGUGCCGCUGUAACUACUGCUCUAGUGGUUGACAAUGCCGCUGUAACUACUGCUCUAGUGGUUGAUAGUGCCGCUGUAACUACUGCUCUAGUGGUUGACAGUGACGCUGUAACUACUGUUCUAGUGGUUGAUAGUGCCACUGUAACUACUGCUCUAGUGGUUGACAAUGCCGCUGUAACUACUGCUCUAGUGGUUGAUAGUGACGCUGUAACUACUGCUCUAGUGGUUGACAGUGCCGCUGUAACUACUGUUCUAGUGGUUGUUAGUGCCACUGUAACUACUGCUCUAGUGGUUGAUAGUGCCACUGUAACUACUGCUCUAGUGGUUGUUAGUGCCACUGUAACUACUGCUCUAGUGGUUGACAGUGCCACUGUAACUACUGCUCUAGUGGUUGAUAGUGACGCUGUAACUACUGCUCUAGUGGUUGACAGUGCCACUGUAACUACUGCUCUAGUGGUUGAUAGUGACGCUGUAACUACUGCUCUAGUGGUUGAUAGUGCCGCUGUAACUACUGCUCUAGUGGUUGAUAGUGCCACUGUAACUACUGCUCUAGUGGUUGAUUGA
This is a messenger RNA of Procambarus clarkii (red swamp crayfish), 2847 nucleotides long. The record is from RefSeq and is a predicted model, not a curated record. Lineage: Eukaryota; Metazoa; Arthropoda; Malacostraca; Decapoda; Cambaridae.